AUGCACCGUAUCAAUUCGUGGGCGAAAGCUCACGCAUCCUCUCGUGACCAAGCCAAGCAACCUUCCAUCACAAAGCCGUCUCCGAACCAAAUACCCGAAAUCCCAUCCACAAAGGAGUCUCCCUCCACUCUACAAGAUGAUCAAGUGACUUCCAACGCCUCGGGCGAUGCCCCAGUGGCAGCACCCGUCGAGGAGGAACAUUCAAAUACAAAGCCAGGUCUUUUCAACCGCAUGCGCCUUGGCUCCGGCCGCUUCGUUAGCCACACCAAGGAUGCUAUCUGCCACAGCUGGGUUAAUGUCCUGUUGAUCUUUGUGCCUGUCGGCAUUGCCGUCGAGGCUGCUGGUCUGAAUCCAGCUGUCAUCUUUGCGAUGAACGCUGUGGCUAUCAUUCCGUUGGCGGGAUUGCUUAGCCAUGCCACCGAAAGUGUUGCCAGCCGGCUCGGUGACACCAUGGGUGCCCUGAUCAAUGUCUCAUUUGGAAAUGCUGUGGAAUUGAUCAUUUUCAUCAUCGCUCUCGUCAAGAACGAGAUUCGGAUUGUCCAGGCAUCUUUGCUUGGAUCAAUCCUGGCCAACUUGCUGCUGAUUCUUGGCAUGGCAUUUCUCCUGGGUGGCCUGCGAUUCCAGGAACAAAUCUACAAUAGUACUGUGACCCAAAUGAGCGCGUGCUUGCUGAGUUUAUCAGUCACCAGUCUUCUUCUGCCCACGGCCUUUCAUGCCUCCUGGAGUGACCAAAAGGAUGCCGAAAAGUACACCCUGAAGGUCAGUCGAGGUACAAGUGUUGUUUUACUGCUGGUGUACAUUCUGUACAUUGUCUUCCAGCUGCGGACCCACGCCUACCUAUACGCCAGUAUCCCUCAACAGAUCAUCGACGAAGAGUCUCAUCCGGGUGUUUUGGCGGAAUUCAUGAACAGCUCCUCCGACUCGUCCAGCAGCUCCAGCGAUGAAUCAGUCAACACUACCAGCUCUUGGACCACGGCCAAGCGAAUCAAGAGGGCCAUGAAAAAUCGCCGUCGCCGCAAGUCUAGCCUGAGCUCCAAGGGUACUGCUUCGAAUCAGCCCAUCACCAAGAAUCGUUCCGUGGAGGAGCCGCAGGCAUCAGCAGAUAGCUCUAUAACCAAUGCUGAAGUCAAUUCUUGUGCCAUCGAUUCGGUUGACGAACAUCGUUACGAUGCCGAUGACGAUGCUGGGCAACCAUCGGAAUUCCUGUCUCGAGACUUUGGUAUUCCCAUGGCCCAUGUGUCCAGUGCCCCUAGUGCCCGAGAGCGCCAUCGUGAACGCAGGAAGCAGCGCAAAGCGCGCAAAUUGAAUCACACCCGGGAUCAGUCAGGCCCUUCAACGGAGCGGGCCGAUGGAACCCGACCUUCUAUGACCGCCUUCCGUUCUACACCGGUGUUCACUGACCCCGUGAUUUCAACCCCCAGCGCAAUGGACGGGACCAAGCCGGCCAAUCCCAACGCUGAGCCGAAGAGGCGCCUGCCCUUGGGCCCCCUUCCUUCUUUCCUGUCCAACACUGUCUUUGCCUCCCCAGUGCCAGGUUCAGCCCCAGUGCCAGGAGCUGACGCUUCGCGCCCGGGUCUAUCUCGCAGCAACUCUCUACCCGCUCGGGUGGGCCGUCCACCGCCUGUGGGCAACGCUGUUCUUUAUGCCCGGGGGGCCGCCCGUGUGACCAUGCCCACUGACCCGGCCAGAACAGCCACUGAGGCCGGGGAGGCCGAGCCGGAGAUGUCCCGGACGGCUGCGAUCGUGAUGUUGCUGCUGUCCACGGGGUUGGUCGCCGUCUGUGCAGAGUUCUUGGUGGAUGCCAUUCCCGAAAUGCUGAAGAACUCCCCCGGAGUCAGUGAGACCUUCAUUGGUCUCAUUAUCCUGCCUAUUGUGGGCAACGCGGCAGAGCACGUCACCGCGGUCAGUGUCGCCAUGAAGAACAAGAUGGAUCUCUCAAUCGGUGUCUCUGUGGGAAGUAGUAUCCAAAUCGCUAUCUUUGUGACGCCGCUUGUUGUCCUGUUGGGCUGGUGCAUGGAUAAGAACAUGACCUUGUAUUUCACCUUGUUCGAGACCAUCUCCCUCUUCGUCACUGCGUUUGUGGUCAAUUUCCUCGUCCUGGAUGGCCGCAGUAACUACCUCGAAGGCUCGCUUCUCCUUGCUGCCUACAUCAUUAUUGCACUGGCCGCAUUCUACUAUCCCGGCGGCGACGAGGCGAGUCAAAUAGCGGGCUAG
This is a messenger RNA of Penicillium oxalicum, 2214 nucleotides long. RefSeq lists its product as uncharacterized. Bases 1 to 2214 code for a protein of 737 amino acids. Gene Ontology annotation, biological process: intracellular calcium ion homeostasis; calcium ion transmembrane transport. The record is from RefSeq and is a predicted model, not a curated record. The transcript has 4 exons. Lineage: Eukaryota; Fungi; Ascomycota; Eurotiomycetes; Eurotiales; Aspergillaceae. Gene Ontology annotation, molecular function: calcium:proton antiporter activity. Gene Ontology annotation, cellular component: fungal-type vacuole membrane.